AAUUUCAGAAAUAAGAAAAAAUAAAAUAAACAAAGGAGCUGAAUCUUCUCAUUUUCAGAUUCUGAUCUUGGGACUAUGAACGGUGAAGUGAAUUACCCAAGGACUUAUAGAGGUUUAGGAGAGCCAUCUUCAGAUAGGCUGUCAUAGAGUGCAUCUGAGUCCCUAUGUGCAGGACUGUGGAGGAGUCAUUCUGUCAUCCUGCUUUCUGCCCACAGGGGAUUUGCCGGGCUGCUUUGUAUGUGAGCAUGCAACCUCUCCACUUUUAACAUGGCAGACAAUGCUACACAUCACCACAUCUCAUUUUUCUACCUGGUUGGUAUUCCCGGCUUGAAAGAUUUUCACUGCUGGAUUGGCAUUCCUGUCUGUCUCCUGUUUGCCCUCACCUUGCUGGGGAACAGUGUGAUCAUUGUUACCAUCAGGCUAGAGCCAAGCCUCCACCAGCCUAUGUAUUUCUUCCUUUGCAUGCUGGCAAUGAAUGACAUGGCUCUUGCAUCUUCUGCAGCUCCCAAGAUGCUUGGCAUUUUCUGGUUGGAUGCUCACUGGUUUGACUUUAAUAUCUGCCUAGUGCAAAUGUUCUUCAUCCACACAUUUUGCAUUAUUGAGUCAGCCCUCCUUGUUGCCAUGGCCUUUGAUCGUUAUGUAGCUAUUUGCAUCCCUUUGCAUUAUACAACCAUCCUAACUACAGCAAUGGUAAUCAGGAUGGGGCUAGUUGGAAUGACCCGAGCUGUUCUUAUGGUUUUGCCCUGUCCUCUUCUUAUUAAGAGACUACCAUAUUAUAUUAAGCAUGUCAUCAAUCAUGCUUAUUGUGAGCACAUGGCUGUGGUGAAGUUGGCCAGUGCCAACACCCUCAUUAACAGAACAUAUGGUAUCUCCGUGGCCCUUUCAGUGAUGAUAUUGGACUUAGGGCUUAUAGCUACAUCUUAUAUCAAAAUCCUCCAGGCAGUCUUUCGUCUCUCUUCCCAGAAUGCCCGCUCUAAAGCACUGGGCACUUGUGCUGCCCACAUCUGCACCAUACUUGUUUCCUACACACCUGCGCUGUUCAGCUUCCUAACUCACCGCAUUGGCAAGAAGGUACCCCCAAGCGUCCAUAUAAUGUUUGCAAGUAUGUACCUUCUAGUGCCCCCAGCAGUCAACCCCCUGGUCUAUGGUGUCAAGACCAAGCAGAUUCGUUACCGAGUGGUAGGUAUCUUCUCUCCUAACAGAAAAAUUUCUGAAAACUAA
Loxodonta africana (African savanna elephant) is the source of this 1221-nucleotide messenger RNA. RefSeq names its product olfactory receptor 52P1-like. The transcript has a single exon. Gene Ontology annotation, cellular component: plasma membrane. NCBI's taxonomy places the organism in Eukaryota, Metazoa, Chordata, Mammalia, Proboscidea, Elephantidae. Bases 268 to 1221 code for a protein of 317 amino acids. Gene Ontology annotation, biological process: G protein-coupled receptor signaling pathway. The record is from RefSeq and is a predicted model, not a curated record. Gene Ontology annotation, molecular function: olfactory receptor activity; G protein-coupled receptor activity.